Molecule: messenger RNA, 338 nt
Organism: Sphaeroforma arctica JP610
Lineage: Eukaryota; Ichthyosporea; Ichthyophonida
Exons: 2
Source: RefSeq, a predicted model, not a curated record
GAGCCCUAUUCUCAAUUUUCCCACGUGCUGCAGAAACAGGAACAGACACAGACAUUCAAACAGAGACGGAGGGGGAGUAUGGGCUCCUUUCGGAGGGGAGUGAGUUCGAAUGGGACGGUGACAUCGACGACAGUGAAAGUUCAGCUAAACCAAAAUAUCUGAUCAAAGAUCGGGGUCUCCUGAUGCCGAAGCCCCAGAAAUUGUCACAGGAGGCUAAGUUUCGAGGACGGCGGCGGAAGACUAAAGUCUCUACAACUCAGCUAGAUGAAUUUCUGAGCGAUGCGGAAGCCAAGAAAUACGACUAUUAUCAUCAGCAAUCAAACGAUCUUUCUACUGCG